Messenger RNA from Fusarium proliferatum ET1, 2607 nucleotides. RefSeq lists its product as uncharacterized. Lineage: Eukaryota; Fungi; Ascomycota; Sordariomycetes; Hypocreales; Nectriaceae. The record is from RefSeq and is a predicted model, not a curated record. The coding region runs from base 1 to 2607 and encodes 868 amino acids. The transcript has a single exon.
AUGGCUAAUGCACUUUGUCAACGAUGCACAUCCCUCAACCUCUCAAUUGCCAAAUUCCGUAUCGAUGACAAAAACGGAGACGAGGACAACAGGUCGCCAGAACUAACCAGGUCCCGUUCCUAUUUCGGAACGGUGACUCAGAUCAGAGACUCGGCAGAAAAUUGCGAGCUCUGUGAGCUCAUUGCUGACACUGUCCGUGAUGCAAACGUCCCGCACAUAGAUGAUGUGGCUUGCCAUCUGCUCUGGGAAAUGGAUGGCCGAACCUCGGCCAAACCGCUAUUUGGCCAGAAAGGUAAUAAGUCACGCAGACUCCGAGUUUGCUGGAGCGACACUAGGCUCAAAUCUCACGAGGCCUAUGUUAUGCUGGCAGCGCCUCCAAAGUACGACAAAUCCGACGUCGACUAUCCUGGCCUCUUGAACGACGAAACUCAGUUUCUCGGGAGGCGCAUCGGAUCCAGUCACAACAAGAAGAACCUUGUUCGUGAGUUUCUACGUCUCUGUGAGACUUGCCACGACGAACGUUGUACAGCGCAGCUAGGCAUCGAGGACCCAUUCAGAGAUACCUUGAACGAACCCUACUUCGGUGUUAUCGAUAUGGAGAAUGAAAGCCUAGUUCCCCUUCCCUACAUGGAUGACGGGAAUCAGCUUCGAUUUAAACCAUAUGCCACAGUCAGUUAUGUCUGGGGUAAUGGACACAGCCGCCAGCAUGCCACCAGGGUCAGCAACAUCCAGAGCCGACGCAAGUCUGGUGGUCUUUCUGCUGUCAUCAGAGACUUACCAAAGGCUCUUCGACAAAGCAUCGCCUUGACUCAUCAAUUGGGAAUUAGAUACAUCUGGAUCGAUGCCUUAUGCAUCGUGCAGAACAGUAGGCACUCUUGGAAUCUCAACGCCAGGGCAAUGCAUUUGAUCUAUGGCAACUCCGUUCUUACGAUAUGCGCAGCAGAUGGAAUUGAUGCCAAUACUGGUCUUUUGGCUCUCGACGACAAUCACCAAACACGACAGAUGGUUGUGAACUAUGGCCCAGGGGUUUGUCUCAUGCUACACCGACCGGCUGAAACGAGUAUUGAGACCACUCAAUGGAACAGACGCGCAUGGACAUUCCAAGAACGGCUUCUGUCGAAGAGGUGUCUCAUUUUCACAGAGGGUCGAAUCUUCUUCCAAUGUCGAUCCACCGGUAUGUCUGAAGAUGUGUUUUCAGAUCGUCUAGGGAGAGGCUGGUCGCUGGAUCUGGUUCGGGCUCCCCUACAGAUGCUAUCGCAGCUCAAAAUCAGAGCCAUGUGGUUCUACGCACACUGUGUUGCCCUAUAUACUAUUCGAGAUCUAUAUGAGCCCUUCGAUAUUCUGGCAGCAUUCAGCGGCAUGUGUAAGCUCAUGGAGAAUACCAUUCGAGCGCCAUUUGCUUUUGGCCUUCCCACGUCACAUUUCGAUCUCGCCCUUCUCUGGCAGCCGAUUGGGAGAUCAGUAAUUUUAGAAGAGGCAAAGGUCUCCAAUGAUCCGAAAUACAAAGACAUGAGAUUUCCCAGUUGGUCAUGGUGUGGCUGGAAUAGCCAAGGCGCGAUGUAUAAUUCGGACAUGGUUGGUGGGUGUUUAGCCGAUGUGCGCACUUGGAUCUUGAACCAUACUUGGAUUGACUGGCAUAUACGCGAUGGAUACGGCACCCUCCGUCGAGUUUGGGACACCCGUCAUUCCAAAGCAGAUGAAAGUGAAGACGUCCGAUGGAGAGGUUACGAUACAGUAACACGAGGUCAAAAGAAAAAUGACAAGAGAGGUAACGAGGAAACAGAAACUUCCAGCUCCAGCUCCAGCUCCAGCUCCAGCUCCAGCUCUUCAUCCGACUCCAGCUCUGUAUCCGACGUCGCGAUGAGACGUGUGACUUCAACCAGCGCAUUUCGAAAAUCAUCACUUGCUGUGAAAAGCAAUUCAAAAGCUGUUCAAAGAUUGCAAAGACGGCUAAGUGCCAGCUUUUCUUCGCAGACGGAUAAGUUUGGCCGGACAUACCUCGGAUCUUCAACUCUGCCUAACGUCUCAACAACCUCAUCGCCAGAGUUCACUUUAACGCUACCUGAGGACCCAUAUAAUGUUCUUACAACAGAAACAACCAAAACAUCCAUACCUUCCAGCUCAAUUGAAGAGUUCCCAGACCAACCAUUCUUACAAUUCUUCACUUGGAGAGCAAAAUUCCACGUCUUACGCCCCGAAACCCAGAGUUACUUGGACCUCCCGCAGCGUUCAAAUGGCCUAGAAGCCAAUCAGACCGAACCCGUACAGCAUCUCUGCCGCUGCGAGAUCAGUGAUCAGCGUGGGGAUAAGUGCGGGUCAGUGGUCGUCGACAGCGAGUGGCUCGGAAAUAAGGAAAACGAACAACAGACCUUGUUUGAGUUCAUCGCCAUUUCUGAUGCAAAGGAUUUCACCAAUGAGGAAUUUCCCGACUGGACAUACUAUAUUCCAAAGGAAAGGAUUGAGUCAGAAUGGGACCUCUACUUUGUUCUAUUAGUUGAGUUUUAUCCAGAAGAAGGAAUAUAUCGCCGAGUUGCGCUGGGAAAGGUUUUUAAGGCUGCGUUUACGCACUUAGUAGAAAAAGAGUGGAAGGAGAUUAUUUUAGGUUAA